Molecule: messenger RNA, 2030 nt
Organism: Ananas comosus (pineapple)
Lineage: Eukaryota; Viridiplantae; Streptophyta; Magnoliopsida; Poales; Bromeliaceae
Product: xyloglucan galactosyltransferase XLT2
Exons: 1
Coding region: 479-1900 (473 amino acids)
Biological process (GO): xyloglucan biosynthetic process
Molecular function (GO): galactosyltransferase activity
Source: RefSeq, a predicted model, not a curated record
AUUAGAUUAACACAUUCCUUUUAUUCCGAGAACAACUCACUACGAGUUUUUUAGUGAGUUAAAAAAAAAACAAAAUGCAUGAACUUAACCGAGCACCUUGGAGGGCAAUGAAGGGAAGUAAUCAAUCCCUUGAUGAUGAGUGAUAACAAGGAAAGAAAUUAGGUAGAUACAUUAGCAUUCCAAAUAUGGUAAUUUGCACUCUAGUGAUCUCUCAGAGGGGCCAGAGAGCUAACUUUCUAUGGGAGGUUGUGAGAAGCAUCAAAUGCCUGCUAUACUCUGUUCAUCCUCUUAACUGUUUUUUCAGGGAAAAGAUUUUUUUUUUUAAAAAAAAGUUUCAUCAAGUGAUUGUGAUUACAAAGUCUUUGACAACAUUGUAGACAUUUACAUAGCAAAGCUGUAUAAUUCUGGAGUUGAUCCAUUUUCUAGAUCUCAGUUCACCUCUUCAAAGUUUCCGAACAGUUGGAAGGUCACUGCAGAGAUGGAGGUUUCCGAAAAACCUGAGGAUUCCCCUCACUCCUCUUCGCCGGUGCACGUAACAAAGGUCGCAGCCGCCUCCCUCCACCUCCACCUCUCUCCGGUCCACCGCGCGGGCCUCGUGCUCUCUAUACUUUCUAUCCAAUUCCUUCUCCUCCUCCCCACCUUCUACUCUCGCUUUCCUCGCUUCCUCUCCCUUCUUCGUGGCCCGCCGUCUAUCUCAACCUGCGACACCGGCUUAGUAUAUGUAUAUGAUAUCCCUCCAGUAUUCAAUCGUGACCUCCUCGCCGCGUGCGACGCCUUGGAUCCUUGGACCUCCCGCUGCGCGGGCCUCUCUAAUGCCGGCUUCGGCCUACCUGCUGCUGCAAACCUCAAAGAUGUUCUUCCUUCCCUUUUUCUGCCGCAUUGGUUCGCCACCGACCAGUUUAACAUUGAGCCUAUAUUCCACCGCCGUCUCCUCACCCACCGAUGUCGCACCACUGACCCGUCUGCAGCCACCGCCUUCUACAUUCCCUUCUAUGCUGGUCUUGCAGUUGGCCGGUACAUCUUGUCCGUGAAUGCCACUAACAGUGAUCGCGAUCGCGAUUGCUCCCUUCUCCUAAGUUGGAUCCGACGGCAAGCUCCAUAUAGGCGAUCCAAUGGCUCUGAUCACUUCAUUGCCAUUGGCCGCAUAACGUGGGACUUCCGCCGCCCGCCUGACGGCGAUUGGGGCUCCAACUUUUUUAACAUGCCUGGCAUGGAGAAUGUCACUCGCCUUAUAAUCGAGCGGAGUUCUGGGGAUGACAAGGACGUAGGAAUACCCUAUCCAACCGGGUUUCACCCUCGGUCUGUUGAUGACGUCAGGGCCUGGCAACAAUUCAUUCUAAACCGAUCUCGGUCUACGCUUUUUGGUUUCGCAGGCUCCUCCCGACGGUUCAGGGAUGACUUUAGGGGACUGCUAUUGAAGGAGUGCGCUGCUGCGGGUAACACAUUGUGCCGUGCUGUGGACUGUGACGGGAGCCGAUGCGCGAACAGAAAUGCUGCAACAAUGAGUCUAUUCCUGGAUUCAACAUUCUGCCUUCAACCGAAUGGAGAUAGCUUCACGCGGCGCUCUAUGUUUGAUUGCAUGGUGGCGGGCGCAAUCCCAGUGCUAUUCUUCCGUGAGAGUGCAUACUUGCAGUACCAGUGGUAUCUUCCAGUACAAGGGAAGGAGAGCGAAUGGUCGGUUUUUAUAGAUCAAAAGGAGGUUAGAGAAGGGAACGUUCGCGUAAGAGCAGUGUUAGAUGGGAUCGGAGAGGAGAGGGCGAGGCAGAUGAGGGAGCGAGUGGUUGAUAUGAUACCGAGGUUGAUAUACGCAGCGGGCGAGCAGGGGCUUGGAGAGGGGAUGGAGGACGCCUUCGAUAUCGCGCUUAAGGGAGUGUUCACGCUCUUCGGGUCGUCUCGGUGAAAGUAUUUGAGGAAUUGAGAGUGAAUUAUGAGUUCUUUUGAAUUGCUUGAUUGAUUUCUUAUAGAAAAGGUAUGUUCUGUGUUCCUUUUGUUAGAUAUAAAUCUAUUUCAAUCAGUUUUAUUCUGGAUGC